AUGGCAGCAGCUUAUACGUCAAGGGCAUCGAACUGCGCCACUCGGGUUGCGGUCCUUCCAAGCGCAAGGGCAGCGCUUACACUCCCCCUCAGGAUGGACGUCAACCUGCUUCAUGCCUGCCGCCAAAUCUACAACGAAGCGCGGUUCAUGCCCUACUCCACCAACACGUUCUCUUUCCACACGCCCCGCAAUCUUCGAACCUUUAUACACCUGCUCGUUCAAUGCGGCGUGAACUUCAAUACAGCGUUUCGCAGCCUGCACGUCGACAUAGCUCACAUCAAUCACGAUCUUCACGGAUGGGGUCAAGCGUUCAACGCCGUCACGCAACACAUGACACUACUCGAGAAAGUCUAUAUCAAUGUGGAUCAGCGACCCAACUGGUCUAUUUGCGCCGACGCUGAGCAGAAGGAAGCAGCAAUGAGGCCGGUGUUGGACUGCCUUGCGAUUCUUGGGAAGACGCCGGCUAAGUCCACGAUGAUCGUUGUGAGCGACCGUCACCUUUCAAGAAUGUCAGAUGCAAAUCUCGCGGGGGCUUCCACUGCUUGGAUCUCGUGUCGCUGGACUGUGGAGGAGAAGAAAAUGUGGGUCGAGGAGGUGAAACUGGCGAUUCAAGACACGCAGUUCUUCGGUUGA
This is a messenger RNA of Letharia columbiana, 633 nucleotides long. RefSeq lists its product as uncharacterized. NCBI's taxonomy places the organism in Eukaryota, Fungi, Ascomycota, Lecanoromycetes, Lecanorales, Parmeliaceae. The transcript has a single exon. Bases 1 to 633 code for a protein of 210 amino acids. The record is from RefSeq and is a predicted model, not a curated record.